This is a messenger RNA of Coniophora puteana RWD-64-598 SS2, 3090 nucleotides long. RefSeq lists its product as uncharacterized. The transcript has 6 exons. Gene Ontology annotation, molecular function: telomeric repeat DNA binding; Hsp90 protein binding. Gene Ontology annotation, cellular component: cytosol. The record is from RefSeq and is a predicted model, not a curated record. The coding region runs from base 5 to 3055 and encodes 1016 amino acids. Lineage: Eukaryota; Fungi; Basidiomycota; Agaricomycetes; Boletales; Coniophoraceae. Gene Ontology annotation, biological process: telomere maintenance via telomerase; protein stabilization.
CGGCAUGGCAGCGAACGAACAGGAAGCACAGAUCAAGGAUGUAAUCAACAGGCUCCAAGAACCUGUCCCUGAUCUUCCAACAUUACUCGACUUGCUAUGUGGGCCCUUGGACGCUCUCCACUUGCUCCCUCCCCCGUUCAGAAUAUAUUGCGUUCAUGCAAUCUCGAACGAUGUCCCUGCUGUCGUGAAGCACCUACCUGCCCUUCAAAGGGCCAUCCUGCAAGUCGUUUUUCCUACGUGGGAUCAAGUCUUACUCGACGAAAAUGCUGUUUUGCUAGCUAUGCAGUACUUUUGCCCCGAUGCGUUCUUCUUUGCCUUGGAUACGGCUGGCGCAGUGGCCUUGCAUGCUUUCUCGACCAUCUUGUCGUGCCCCAUUGAUAAGUUCUCCGUCCGCAUACUCUCCAGGCUGGCAAAGGAGUAUCCAAUCGACAGGUUACAUGCAGCCGUGUUUGCUAAGCCUGGUGCAUCCUGUGGACCAUCCAGGUACUCCAUCGACUGGGAUGACUGCCUUAAAAACUACUUUGCUAUUCCUAGCAAAGUCGCCAACGCGCUCGAGGGACACGGCUUGCCCCAGGAGCUGGAAUUCACGACAUACAUGAUUCAAGCAUGCGUACGAACUGAGGUAUUAAUUUAUUCAUUGUCGAAAACUUCGCAAGGAGACGAAUCGCCUGACCUAACGUCUCUCUUCAUCAAGCUGGCCAACAAUGGCUUAUUUCCGUCUCUAGCUUCUUCAACACCCGUGUCAUUUUUUGACGCUACUCUAACUCAGAUACGUGGGCGACUGAUAGAGGACAGUAGUGGGCGCUACUCUUCAAAGUGGAGUAGCGUACUACAUUCUAUUCCUUCAGCAUUGACCCAAAACAACGUAUUCACGUCCUUGUUCCUUGCCCUAUCUGAACCACAACAGCUUCUAGACGACUCAUCUUUCAGCCGAGGUGCCGUGCACAGAGAAGCUGUUUUGCUUUGCCAGCUAUGUGGGCCUCUAGUGCCUUCCGAAAAUAUGUGGGAAACCGUUAUUGCAGUGAUUACAUCUCGCAAUUGGACAGAAGGCCAUGCGAGGAUCUUUGUUUGCUGGGCCGCUAUCUCACAAAAGCAAAGCAAGGGAGGAGAAGGUCUAUCGCAGUUCAUGAUGCGAAUACUUGAAGUUUGGUCGACUUCAAAUCACAUCAAGCAUUCACUACUUUCUCGACACCAAUAUUACACAGCGUUGCUGGCCUUAGCUGUUUCGUACUUUCCAGCUGGAUCAACAGAAGUGACUUCGGUAGCAAUGUCGCCUGCAUUCAUCUCUGCUAUUGGCAAGUAUAUCAGUCACCUUGACCAAAACGUACGCCGGUGUGGAAUGCUUGUAGCCGAGAUUGUUGCAGCUCAAGCUGGCAAAAAACUGGACUUUGGAGACUGGGAUGGGGAACUAGACGGACGCUCCUGGGCUCGGCAACUUAGAACACUGUGCGCACGUCGCGAUGUUGAUGUAGAUCCUCUUGUUCCCGAGUUGAGAAGCGGCUUGGAUGAGACCAUACCCCAUGGUCUGGAGGCUGAACACGAUCCACGGUCUCGGGCUGCGACGGAAUCACUGGUGGCUUCGUCCCACAGGGAGCCGAGCAUAAUCGUAACGCAGUCGGGUUACGAUUCAGAUGAUUCUCUUACAGGAUACCAAUCAUCAAAUUCUUCGCGCUCACCUUCCCCUACGCAGUCUGAACUAGAUGAACUCGAGCGAGAUCCAACCCUUCGCAUCGGAGAAAAGAAAAUUCUCCGUCCUGUAUAUCUUGCGCAGCUAGCCGAAAUGGUUCGCAGCCCUGGCGGAACGAAGCCCCCGGAACCUGCUGAGGAAGUUAAUAAACUGAGGAUGGCCCUCGAUACUGGGGAAGAGCUUAUAAGAAAGAAGAGAAAUUAUGGGACUGAGCUAAAGGAGAAUGCGGUCAGUCUUGUCUAUGGGUUUGUUGGCCUGCAAGACAACUACGAUCUACCCGAGUUCGAGAUCAAGAGGCAGCGGAUAGCGAAUGCCUUGGUUGCUUGUUGUCCACAAGUCGUCGCACCAUGCGUGAUCGAGGAGUUUUUCAAGAACCAGUACUCAGUGCAACAACGUUAUGUUAUGUUGAAUGCCCUGGCUAUGGGGGCACGAGAGCUUGCUUCUUUACCGAUUACUUCGAAAGAGCUGCAGCCUUUAUCAGACCCGAAGAUGUCCUUUCCUAGCAAGAUGCUCCCUCCGGCUGCCCAUCAAAAGUAUAUAUCUGCCUCUCGGAAUGGUGGAACAAUGCAGGACCUUGUAGAGAGCAUCACAUCUUUGGCUGUUGGAAAAACCCAGGAUUCCUCUCAAGCUAUUCCUGCAACCGUUAUGCGCGAAAGACAACUAAGGACACGUAAGCCUGCAGCUGUAGCCCAGGUCUUAUCAUCAAGUACAGGACGACAAACAGGCUCAGACUCCUCCAAGGCGACCACAUUCACGGACGUUGCUUCUGAGUACUUCAUCAUGCCCUUCAUCAACCGUUUCUGGUUGUUCCUUCAGACUGAAAGAACGAGGGAGGAACGAACGGCACAUCGUGAAACAUUGCAUCAAUACCGCGGUGCGGGGACUGGACUCGUGCUGAGUCCUGCCGUGUUGACCCACUUCUUGCGCUCCCUGACCAUUCUCAUACAUGCUGCCCAGAAUGCGCCUCAAUGGUUGUCCAUAAUUACUCCAAAUGCGUUGGAACUUGCAUUAGCGCUCAGUGCUCGCUCAAUACUGACGCCUUCUGAUGUUGCUAAAGACGAGGACGGAGAGAACGGCGAAGAAGACGAGGCCUCUGUAUUGACCUCGGCGUUGGAGCUGGUGCUCAUCGUUCUGGACGGGAGCUUGGAUCUUGAUCGGGGGAGAUCACUGAGCCUUGAGAAUACAACCCUGCUGCUGGGCGUCAAUGACUGGGCCGAGAAAGUCUUUGCCAUCUUGGAUAAAGGAGUAUUGCUGAAAGGUGGAGGUGGGGCGCAGGAAAUAAAGUUACGGCGGGCACUAUCUGGAGUCUUGUUAAAGAUCAACGAGAUUACUUCGACCUGGGGGAGGUCUAUGGUAGAUAUUCGAUAGAUUCGAUGGUGUAAGGACCUGCAUGCUUGUGCAAU